Messenger RNA from Jaculus jaculus (lesser Egyptian jerboa), 7534 nucleotides. RefSeq names its product RALBP1 associated Eps domain containing 2 (gene Reps2). Gene Ontology annotation, molecular function: protein binding; calcium ion binding. Gene Ontology annotation, biological process: endosomal transport; endocytosis. Gene Ontology annotation, cellular component: cytoplasm; plasma membrane. Lineage: Eukaryota; Metazoa; Chordata; Mammalia; Rodentia; Dipodidae. The record is from RefSeq and is a predicted model, not a curated record. The transcript has 18 exons. The coding region runs from base 27 to 1961 and encodes 644 amino acids.
UCCGCCGGGACCUCGUUGAAAGCCCAAUGGAGCCGGCGGCGGGCGGAGGCUGCAGCUCGGGGCCGCCGUUGCUGCUGAGCGAGGGCGAGCAGCAAUGCUACUCUGAGCUCUUUGCGCGCUGCACCAGCGCCACGAGUGGGGGCCCCGGGCCCGGACCCCCUGACGCCGCCAGGGUCGCCCCAAGCGCUGCCACCGCGGCUGCUGGCCCCGUGGCCGAUCUGUUCCGAGCGUCCCAGCUGCCCUCUGAGACGCUGCACCAGAUCACAGAACUGUGUGGUGCAAAGCGGGUUGGUUAUUUUGGUCCAACACAGUUUUACAUUGCUCUAAAAUUGAUUGCUGCAGCACAAUCUGGCCUCCCUGUGCGGAUAGAGAGUAUUAAAUCUGAAUUGCCUCUGCCUCGCUUUGUGACAUCAAAGAAUGAUGGUGAGAUACGAUUUGGGAAUCCAGCUGAGCUACAUGGAACUAAGGUUCAGAUUCCAUAUUUAACAAUGGAAAAAAAUUCCUUCAAAAGAAUGGACGAUGAGGAAAAACAGCAGGAAACACAGUCUCCCACGAUGUCACCCCUUGCCUCGCCUCCUUCUUCCCCGCCUCAUUACCAGAGGGUGUCCUUGAGCCAUGGCUACAGCAAACUGCGGAGCAGCACAGAACAGAUGCAUCCAGCUCCUUAUGAAGCUAGGCAGCCCAUUGGCCAGCCUGAGGGACCCUCAUCAGGGGGCCCAGGAGCCAAACCCCUUCGGCGUCAGGCUUCUCUUAUCCGGUCAUUUUCAGUGGAGAGAGAACUGCAGGAUAACAACAGUAAUUACCCAGAUGAACCCUGGAGGAUAACAGAAGAACAGCGGGAGUACUAUAUCAACCAGUUCCGAUCCCUUCAACCAGACCCCAGUUCCUUCAUUUCAGGGCCCGUGGCCAAGAACUUCUUCACCAAAUCGAAGCUUUCCAUUCCAGAACUCUCUUAUAUAUGGGAACUCAGUGAUGCUGACUGCGAUGGAGCCCUGACCUUGCCUGAGUUUUGUGCUGCAUUUCAUCUCAUUGUGGCUCGGAAGAACGGCUACCCACUGCCUGAGGGCCUGCCUCCAACUCUGCAGCCAGAGUACUUGCAAGCAGCUUUCCCUAAACCCAAGUGGGAGUGUGCAAUAUUUGAUUCUUAUUCUGAGUCAAUGCCAGCAAACCAACAACCUCGUGAUUUGAAUCGGAUGGAGAAGACAUGUGUUAAAGACAUGGCUGACUUUCCUGUCCCUGCCCAAGAUGUGACUGCUGAUGACAAACAAGCUUUGAAAAGUACUGUCAAUGAAGUCUUACCAAAGGACGGGUCAGAGGAUCCAGCAACUCCCAAGGAUUCCAACAGUCUCAAAGCAAGACCAAGAUCCAGAUCUUACUCUAGCACCUCCAUAGAAGAGGCCAUGAAAAGGGGCGAGGAUCCUCCCACCCCGCCACCGCGGCCACAGAAAACCCAUUCCAGAGCCUCCUCCUUGGAUCUGAAUAAAGUCUUCCAGCCCAGUGUGCCAGGAUUAUUGCCUCCACCACCAGCACUGCCCCCAAGACCUUGUCCAUCUCAGUCAGAACAAGCAUCUGAAGCCGACCUCCAUCCUCAGCUGAGUAGAGCCCCUUCCCAGGCUGCAGAAGGUAGUCCAGCCAAGAAGGAUGCACCACAUUCUCAGCCACCAUCCAAGCCUAUUCGUAGGAAAUUCAGGCCUGAGAAUCAGUCCACCGAAAACCAAGAGCCUUCUACUUCUGCUGUUGGUCCAGCUUCUGCAGCAGUGGUGAAACCUCAUCCAACAGUCCAAAAGCAGUCUUCCAAGCAAAAGAAGGCCAUUCAGACUGCUAUCCGAAAGAACAAAGAGGCUAAUGCAGUGCUGGCCAGGUUAAACAGUGAACUCCAGCAGCAGCUCAAGGAGGUUCAUCAGGAACGGAUUGCAUUGGAAAACCAACUGGAACAACUUCGUCCAGUCACCGUGUUGUGACCUCCCAAGCUUCAAGUGACAGUGUGUGACCUUGUCUGCCAAGCUAUUUCUUUAGAAUGUUUUAGUCCAACUACUUGUCAUAAAUGUUUGACUGUCAAAAUCUGUGAGCAGCACAAUAUAAUCUGUAUGAUCUCUCUUGCAGUUUACUUGUGUGUUUUACUGUGGUGGAAAAAAUUACUUCAACUGAUUAUUAUACUUAAAAUGCAAUUAGAUACUUAGGAAGCUGAAAUAGGAGGAUAGAAAGUUCAAGGCCAGCCUAAGCAACUUAGGCUGAGAUUUUUAUCUCAAAAUAAAAAGCAAAAAGAGGACUGGGGAGAUACUUCAGUGCUAGAACACUUACUUAGUAUGUGCAGUGUUUAAUCCCCAGUAUCAUACAAAUAUUGUACUUAUCAGCAGAGAUUAUUUCCCAUUCUUACCUACUUUCUCAAAGUAUUACAUGCUGCUUCUUACAAAAGCCAGUCUUCUGGCAAGUAAUUUAGAGCAUUAUUUAAAGAAUUUAUAAUUUUUAUAAAAUCUUAUAACCAAGUACCAUCAGAAUACAUCUUUUAUUUUUGUAUGUAUAUCACAUACAUUAGGUUGGUUCCCUGAAUAAUUGGGAUUCCGACUGGAUAGUCUUUGGCAUGAGAAUAAUAAAACAAAAGAGCUCAAAUAAAAUUAAAACAUUAAAUUUAGACUGGCGCUGUGCCCUCUACCACUGUAUGCCAAAAAAUGCUUCUCUAGUGCCAUUUUGAUACUAUAUCUAGCUAUAAAUAAUACAUGACUAUUGUUUUCUGUUGAAUGUCAAAGACUUAUUGGGUCUUUACACCUCUGUGAAGUGGAGAUUUUGGCAAUAAGCUAUUUAACUUGGCUGGUCUAGGCCAUUGACCCAGAUAACUCAGUCCUUUCAUGUAAAUUUGUAAAUUCUGGGGCAAGCACAAUUUAUUUUAACUGCCUUGCCAGAACAAAUUAAAUAAAUAGCUACCAGAUCUCAACUUCUGUCCUUCAUAGGAUAACAUCUGUAAAUGGAAAAGUUUAGAAACCACCUAUCAAAUAUGAAAUGCUGGAUUGACAAGUAUUUGUUGUUUGAACCCAGGUAUCCAGCCCGAGGAGGAAAAAGGAAAUGGUUACCAAUUUCCCAAUAAUCACUAGUGGUUAUUUUGUUUUCAUUAUUGUAGCCUGAACUGUGAAAGUAUUGGGUGUAAAGAAAUAAUGAAAGAAUGUGGUCCUCCCACUGGCUAUAUGACUGUUCUCCAUGAAGUGGACUCUUGUAUGCAGUUCAGGGGAGCUCAACUAGCUGGUGUGGGUGAGGUAACGUGUGAUCAAAUUGCAGAAGCUAGUGUCCUUUAGAAAUUUAGGUAGAAAGCAAAGUUGAAAGUGAUAAACGACCAACCCUGUACGUUCAUAGGGUUCCUGGUUCACGGACCCGUACAGGGCCUGCCAACUUCUGCAUUGCUCUGAGAGACUUAAGAGCAUGACACAGGGCUCCUGUGCAUUUUUCUAACUUAUCCAUUCUUUGGAUAGUGGAAUUAGGUGUGCCUAAGGCCCUUUUUGAAAUGGUUUUAGAUAGAUUUUUGAUAUGUACGAUUAAGCUGUUGAUUUCAAUAGAACUGAGAGAUUUUAGCAAAAGUAGGCAUUUAUUUAAUACUUCCUUGUUCCAUUGGCAAGCUUCAUCAGCAGCUGAAAGGCAGAAGAGAACAGCUCAAACAGAUGAUGUUUUUUUUCCAAAGAAAAACAAAGUUUUGAAUCUCUUCCAUGCAUAUUUAAGGAUUUUAAACUGAUUUGAUUUUGAAAGUCAUGAAACUUGAACUAUUUCUGCAUUUUCUCUUCUCCUUUGGCUGCCCUGUUUUUGUUCUUGUGGGGGAAAGUUGGGAGCAUGUUUAAACCCUUCCUGAGAUUAUGAAUAGGUCAAUGCAAAUGUCCAGGUAAACUUCUUAUUCCAUGUGCUGAGAUCUGGGGGCUGCAACACAUUUUAUCAGCAUUGUUUUUAUUGUGGAUGUUUCACAGCAUGUUUGGCUUUUGGUACAUCCAAUCCAGGAAAGGUUAACCUAUGCACUUUAUCUCAAAAUCAUCUAAUGCACUCACUCUGGAUAGCACUUCAUAGCCACCAACCAACCCUGUAGCCUAAGGAAUGUUAAUCUAUACUAUGCAUUUGAAAAACAUUGAUAUUCUUUCCCCUCCUACCCUGUCCCUCAUGGAUGGAGUCAAUGACAAAAACAACUAAAUCAGAUUUGAACUUUGCUUAGUUGGCUUGAUUUUCCUUAUAGGGAAAAAAAAAAAUACUUGCACUGGACAAUCAAAGCCCUCCGAGUUUCACAGUCUCACCAAUAUAUUUCUUGUGGUGCUGGGGAUUGAACCCAGAACCACAUGCAUGCUAGGCAAGUGCUGGGCCAUGCCUCCCGUGCUUCACCAGUAUUUUAGGAUAGGCAUUGCAUUAAAGCACACUUAAGUAAUAUCUAUUACCCAACAUUUUUACCUGGAUUUAAUUUUGAUCAGUUUAUUAGUUACUUAGAAAUAGGUUUUAUUGAAAAAAAGAUGGUCUGUAUGUACAGACACACAUACUACUACUGUUAUUAUCUAACUAGUACUCAUCCUCUUAUUUAUCUGUUUGCUUAGGAUGUGUGCUUUUAACUAAAGGAUUAUGAUGCCUAGUAAUGUUUCUUCUAAUAUGAUUUAUUAGUAAAAGCCUCUGAUAUGAUUUGGAGGUAGGCUAGCAUAUUGAAAUCACCUAAAACAUCUGCUCUACAAUUAGAUUUGCUUGUUUGGCAGAAUCCUACAGAGUGAAGGUCAAUGCUGACCCCACUUAUGGGCCCUUAAUUGCCUUGUUAAGUGAUCUUCCCCCAUAGGGAUCCUUCUUUCCCACACAUGAAAGUACAAUAGGAGCUGAUAGUGGGCUUAUUGGGGCUUUCAGCACAGGUAGCAUACUGCUUUUGGCCACCUUUCUAUUCCUAGUCCUGAAGUAAAAACCAAAUUAAUCACCCCCCACUGCAGAUAUUUUUCCUAGUUGGAAAGAUCUAACUGCUUUACAGAUAUUGGACAAUUACUUCAGUACUUGGAACUAAUUGGGAAAGGAGUCACCCUAGCUGGAAGUUGUAGCCAUAUGAAUAGGAUGUCAGAGCUGGGCAGGAAUGGUGCACAUCUCCUGAAGCCAGAAUGUAGGAAACUAAGACCCUAAGAAUCAGGAGUUUUGGGGUCAAGGAUCCAUAGAAAGAUACAGCUAUUGGUAGAGUAGGGAUACUAGCCUGAUUUUAUGGAUUCCAAGUUGAGUCCUCUAUCAAUACGAAACAUAGAAGAGAUUUUUCUAUUUAUUGUGUUGAAUUUUAUUGACUUAAUUGAUCUUUAAAUAUGAAGACCUAUUCUGAAGAGCUUUAGAUAGAGAUGUUUCUCUUAGAUUCAAAUGGAAAGUAAAGUCUGAAUGGAAAUAAUACCAUUGAACUCUUCUUUUAAUGCCUCACCUUUGAUGGUGCAAUAAGUUACUCUGAAUUUCUUGGCAGAACUUUUGACAGCUAUUACUUUGAAUAGAUUCCAUUCCCAUAGUCCUUAUGGGACUUGGUUUUUAAAAUAGACUACUAGCAUUUAAAUGAAAUCAAUAUGUAGCAAGUUACAGUUUUUUUUUCGAAUAUGUCUUUGGUUGCUUGAGUCCCAAAUGUUCAAUUUUAGCACAUUUUAGAGUAAGUAAUCAAAAACAUAAACUUUGACUUUAUUCCAACAUCUGAACUAUCUUAAACUACUUUUAGAUGUGAUUUGAUUCUAUAUCUGUAUCUAAAUAUUUGUCAGUGUCUUCAGUGAUAACAAUAGGUAUAUAAUUAGAUCAAUAAGAUAAUAUCUGGAAUUGAUAUGUUUGUGUUUCUUGCAGUUAAGGCAAACAUUUGCAAAUAUCUUCAUCUUAGCAGUAGUUGAAAAGAGCUGAAUUACAGUAUCAACACCUUAGAGCUAAAAGCAUUUGCUCAACAAACUACAAUCCAACCUCUGACUAUAUUUUUAUCAAGGAAAUGUGAUUUUUAAAAUCUAAAAACAAAAAUUUAACAUCUCAUGGCAACCAGAUCCUCCCAUGUUUCCAAUAAGUAGGCUCAUUAGGUUGUGGUUUGAAGAUUGUGGGUGUGAACACAGUGAAAUAGUAGUUACGGAAGUCUCUUUCUCUCUCUAGUUAAACAGAACACUAGUAACUGGUGUCUCUUUCCAACUGGUUUGCUGUUUCAAGUGUGUUUUUUAAAGGUCUGACUUCAAAGGAUAAGUUGAAUUUAUAUUCUAGUUAUGAGUGUUAUGAUCUUUUAUAUCAUAAUUCAGUGUGGUUCAAGUUCCUAGUAAGAAGUGCAGGGUUGGGUUUGUAGAGUCCUCAGCCCACAUAGCUUGCUUUUCUUUCAGCAAAGGCUAAUGGAGACUGUUCACCAACACCAACAUAUUGGUCAGUUGUGGUAAUUUGAGUGGAUAUUACUGUAGGCCACCCCACUCUGCUUUUUUGUGGAGAAAAAUGCAUCUAAUUAUGUGAGCCUCCCAAGAACAGCAGACAAGGAGGGCCAGACUAAAAGCAAUGCAUUCUAAGAGUAGCUGCCCACUCCAAACAGGCUUUCAGAGGGUAUCUUGUGAAUCCUUGAAGCAGCCAUUAUGUUAGUGUGAGCAAGAAAGCCUGGAAACAGUUACUUCUAGGACUUUAGAAUUAUUACUAAACCCAUAUGAUGGUAAAGAAACCUUUAUGAGGAAGGGUUUUAGGUGAUAGCUGAUAGUACUUGUUCUGCUUACAGAAGCCUUGCUUGACUGUCAAGAAUUAGAGAAUGUUCAUUUUUCAUGUCCAUGGAAGGUGUGGGAAAGUACAUUUAUGAUUCUGAAGACCAGAGGAUAGCAGGCUUUUAGGGGGCUUAAACUGGAAUUUGAGGGCUGUAGUGAGGAAACCCUGAGGCACUAGGUUCAUCGCACCCUGUAGGAGAAUUGACUCUCAAGCAACUUCAGUGAGCUCUGGCAUGGGACUGAACACAACCCCGCUGUAUACAGCUUAGAUCAACUAUAGUGUACUGCUUUUGUUUUAAGUCUAGUUGUGUGAUAGCUUCAAUUCAACCAUCUCUGGAGCUACAAUACCCUCUUUUUAGCACUGCCAUUCAUUUUGUCUUUAGCACAAAUAAGAUUUUAAGUGAGCCAGAAGCAAAAGAGCCAUUUUAGUCUUCAUAGCUAUUGGCUAAGAGAGAUAAUGAACUGACUGUCUAUUUUAACCUUGAAAGUAAAAAUGUAUAUUAUAUUUUUUCACUACAGGUACAUGCAACAGUAAAAAUAAAUGUAACCACAAAGUAUAUAUUUGAUGCUUUCUGUCUUUUCAUGAUAAUAUGCUACAAGUUGUGUGAAUAUUUUACUCAGCUAGAGUCUCAUUCAUUUGCUAAACAUUGGGAACAUUCUGUGUGUAUUUACCUGAAGCAUAAAUAAAUCCUUGAGAGUGUCCUAUAUUUGGAUUGUGAUUUGUAGACUCAAGCUAACUUUACUGCCUCUUUUUCACACUUGUUGAAAAAUCUGUGAAGAACAUGUUAAGUUAAGGCUAUCCAUCUUGGAAAAUGUACAUGUUGUGAAACUGGGGUGCUAUGUUAAAAAUAAAUGUAUAACUAUUAAGUGGC